CGCGAUUUUGGUUGCUGAAUGAAGCCAACACCCUUACUUAUUUCAAAUAUAUGAUGGAAACUCGUGAUCCAAUUUGUCAAAUAACAUGAUUGCAUUAUUUACUUUUUUGACGUCAUAAAACCUCCAACCUAAUUUAACAAUUGGAAGAUGUUGAAAUGGAGUUUAUUAAAUUCUUGUUUACUAUUUAGCUUUCAUUUGUUGAUAGUAGGUUUAUGAGUAUAUUGUUCGAAUGUUUGUGUUUUUAAAUUUUUUAAUUUGAAUGGAGAAUAGGUGGAGAGAAGCCUUAUGGAAUUAUAAAGAAAAUAUGAAACGAAGAGAAAGAGAGUGAGAGUGUGUUGUUCAAUGUUUCAUAUAUAUGUUUUUAUCCAUGAGAAGAUUUGAGUAGAUUUUAUGAUGGCCCUUUAAAACAUCAAAAAUAACAUUUUUCUGGUCGUUGCCUAGUACGUAACGGUAUGGUUUGCUUGACUAUACUUGCGUUGAACAUGCUCCUUUGAAGUAAAGAGUGCCACCUUACCAACCAGACCACGAGACCUGCACUCUUCCAAUAUCUAUCUUUGUUUUGGAAGUUAUUAUUAAGAGUCCAGAUGGAUCAGCCAUUUUCUAUUCCCAAUGCAAUGUUCAUAAGAUCCACAAAAUGCUUUCUUAUGGAUAACAAAACAUAAAGGUUCUUUUCAAUUUAGCUCAACAGAUGUAGUAUCCAAUAAUGGUUUCACCUUUCCUCUACAAUAAAUUUUUACAUGCUAUAUCUGAGGGUAGGUAUGUUUUGCUUUCUUUAAAUUGUAUGGAAAUGUACCUAGUACUUACACAAAACUGGAACGGCCGUAAAAAUGCCAUUUUGAAAAUUUAUGUAACCCAGUGUUACUAGCCGUAUCCCUAUUUUAUAAAAAUUCAUGUCUGGUUGACAUUUGAGAAAUUAUAACCAAAGAAUUAAGUUUUGAAGUUUUCUAACUCAUAUUUACAGUAUGUUGGAUACAAUGUACUUCUUUUGAAGUCAUUGUGAUAUAAUUAAAUCAAAUUUUUAAAUUUUAAAUUGUUUUAAGUUAUGAUUUACUGUGGAAAUAAUUGUUAACGGAGACACUGUUCUGUAAAUGUGUGCUCUGUUUCAUGUAUACAUGAAUGUCAACAAUACUGUGGAGCAGUGUAAAAAUAGGACACUAAUUUUAGCUUACAGCUUCCUCUUCAAGGAGUGGAAAAUUUACCAUCUGUUUAUUUAACUCUGUAGCUUAGUGGUGAAAAGCAUUACCUGCAAUGUUGGACAAAGUUCAUACAGAGGGAUUUUUAAAACAGCAUAACAUAAAAUUACGUAGUUCUGUUAAUGAUAUUGAAUUUAAUAAAUUCUCAUUGCUGAAAACAGAUGAAGAAAGAUUCUCUUUCCUUUACAGUUUACAAACAGCUCACAACUAUGAAAUAUUUCUUUUAGCAGACGAUGUAAAAAACUCUGAGCUCGGAAACAAGUGGAAAGAUGAUGGUAACAAAGCAUUUCAGAGUGGUGAUUAUCAUACUGCUUUGAAGUUGUACAAUAAAAGUGUGCAACUACUUCCUUAUAAUGAAGACUCAAGUAGUGAGAUGGCAGUGGCCGUGGCGAACCGCUCGGCCGCUUUAUACCACCUCCAGGAUUAUCAACAAACCCUGGACGACAUCCGCCUAGCUCUGUCGCUCGGCUACCCCUUGCAGCUGCACUACAAGGUCCUGGAGAGGAGAGCCAGAUGUCUGUUGGCAACCAACCAGUUGAAUGAUGCACUGGAAGCUUUCAAAACGACGUUGACGUGUUUGGAUGCAGCAGCAAAAUUGCCGCUGGACAAAAGGAUGAAGACUCAGAAGAACAUCCAGAUAAUGAUUGCCAUUCUCCUGAAGAACAAAAGCCUAGAAAAUGCGCCCCUGCCCGCCACCAGCCGCAUGCCUGCGCCCAGUCGCGGGGUGAGCCCAGAGCUCCCGUCGGCCAGCCACGCUGUGGCGGUGGAGUGGAGUGAGCAGGGGGGCAGGUUCGCCACCGCCACCAGGGACGUGGCCCCCGGGGAGACGGUGAUUGUGGAGCAGCCCCACUGCGCUGUUCUGUUGGCAGAGUACGCCCACGACCACUGCACUCACUGCUUCAGGAGGCUGGUGUCCCUGGUGCCGUGUCCUCGCUGCUGUGACGUGGGAUUCUGCAGCGUAGCCUGCCAGGGUGCUGCGAUGCGCUCCUACCACAACGUCGAGUGCAGAGUCACGGGGGCCCUCUGGGCUUCAGGGGCAUCUGUCACCGCACUCAUGGCCUUGCGCAUUCUCUCCCAGCGCUCUCCGAGCCACUUCCUGGACCUGCGACCACGCCUGUUGCAGAUCGCUGUCUGCAGCGUGAGCUUCAGGGCCACGUCCAGACUCCAAGAGCAUGUCGUGGUGCCGCAGUUGGAUGCGGGAGCUAGCCCUCGGGUGCCGUACCGGGGUGAUGACUAUGAGACUGUGUAUCAGCUGGUGCGGCAUGAGGAUCGACGCACCGCCGAAGAUUUCUUCCAGCGCUCGGCUGUGGCCGUCUUCCUGUUCCGGUGCCUCCAGCUGGGAGGCUACUUUGGCCCCGCCCGUGCAGGUGCUGCUGACAACGGCCCAGGCACGCUGACGGCCGAGGAACGGUUCUUUGGCUGGCUGUUGCUGCAACACCUGCAGCUGCUGCAGUUCAACGCCCACGAAGUGUCGGAGCUGCAGAUAACCCCCGGAGCUCGGCCCCACAUGGGCAGAUCUGCUUUCAUCGGCGGGGGCCUGUAUCCCACCCUGGCGCUCUUUAAUCACUCCUGCGAGCCUGCUGUCACCAGGUACUUUGAAGGGACGUGUGUGGUGGUGCGCACGGUGAAGACGGUGCGGGCCGGGGAGAUGAUUGCCGAGAACUACGGGCCGGUGUUCACCCGGGAGCGGCGAGAGGCGCGGCGCGGCACGCUGCGGGAGCAGUACUGGUUCGAGUGCGAGUGCACGCCCUGUCGCGAGGACUGGCCCCUGUUUGAGGAGAUGGACCCAGGGGUGAUACGGUUCCGCUGCGGGGCGGAACCACCCUGCAGGGCCGUGGUGCCCGUCCCCGUCGACACGGCGGAGUUCCUGGUGCGCUGCCCCUCCUGUGGGGGCCACACCAACAUCAUGAAGGGCCUCAAGACUCUGCAGGAUACGGACGCCAUGUUCCGAGCAGCCGGCCGCUUGCUGGAGGGCGGGCAGACGACCGCAGCGCUGGUCAAGUUCCUGCAAGUGCUGCAGCUCCUGGACGAGACUCUGGCCCCUCCGUUCCGUGACUACCACCUUUGCCAGCAGUCGGUGCGGCGCUGCAUGCUGAGCCUCGGCAAUCUCGCGCCGCCGUCCACCAGGGCUUCUCCUGCGUGACAGGAGCCCUCAACAUCUGCAUCACUUGCUUUCCAUUUCAACACAACCAAAUUUUUCUUUACCAUGCUUUAGCAAAAUUUAAUUAUCUUAAAAUAUUACCUUUUUUACAUAACCUUUAUUCAAAAAAGUUUAUUGCAGUAAAAUUUAAAAUGUAACAGUAUAUUUUAAUGUGUGUUUUAAAGUAAGUAUAAAUGUCACAAGUUAUGAAAUGUCUGCUUCUGCAGUUCUGCUAGUAUUUGGUACCCAUUUUUUGUAAAGUAACCCCUUUUCAAUAAAACUGUCAAAACCUUUUAGUUUCUAAUAUCAACUGAUCAAAUUGAAAACUGUUUUGAGAAUUUCAUUUUUUAAAAGGUGAUUCUGAAAGUGAGACACGUUUCCAUAAAAUUAUAAUAAAAUUUUUGAAAGGAUUUAUUUUAUGUGCUGAACUGUUUUCUAAUCAUUAUCUAAAUUGGUGUGAUGUUUCAAGUAGUUCACCAGUAAUUGACCAUUUUUAAUAGUGGUUAUGUUAGUUUAGCUACAUUAGAUAUGCUUUUAAGUUGGAAGAAAAAGUUAAUUAGGUACAUUAAAUAUACUAUAUAACAAUGUAUAGAUGGUUAGUUAGAUUAAAUUAGUAACAUUUUAUGUAGACAUCUGCGAAUUGUGAUUUUUCAGUUCGAAUCGAAUUCGAAUCAAAUUUCCAAAAAAUUCACGAGUUUCGAAUUUUUUUCGAAUCGAAUUUGAGAAUAUUUAUAAAAAUAAUAUAGAUCAUUAAAAAAUUUUAACAUACCACCUUUGAAAAACUUGUCACAUAAUUCACAGUUUAAAUCAAGUAACUAAAAUUAAUGUGAGACUAUAUUGAAGAAGCACAACCAGAUUCCCAAAAAUUAAAUUAAAUAAAAAAAAAAAA
Molecule: messenger RNA, 4222 nt
Organism: Bacillus rossius redtenbacheri
Lineage: Eukaryota; Metazoa; Arthropoda; Insecta; Phasmatodea; Bacillidae
Gene: Smyd4-3
Product: SET and MYND domain-containing protein 4
Exons: 9
Coding region: 1249-3336 (695 amino acids)
Biological process (GO): compound eye photoreceptor development
Cellular component (GO): cytoplasm; nucleus
Molecular function (GO): histone deacetylase binding
Source: RefSeq, a predicted model, not a curated record